UAUCUAUAUUUUGAUUUUAUUAAAAAAAGAGAAAGAAGAUUUUUUUUCAAAUCAUCUUCUAGGAUCGGCCUUAUCUCAUCUACGGCCAUCCUUACGUAACCUCUCAUCCAUAUCCAGAGCCUGCUCGAUCUCUAUCGCUUCACCUGAUAUUCCCCAUCGUACUUGAUGCAAGCACAGAGCUAUCCCUAAUCCGUUUCCACGUACACUCCUCACGGCUCGUCACCAAGCGUCGCUUCCAUCUCUAGAUUUUCUUUCUGCUGUGCCGUCACCGCUUCCCUCUUCAAAAAUCUCAUCACCCGUCGGCCUUAUCCUGCCGCCGUCUUCAUCUUCCUCGCUGCUGCGCUCGUGCCCACACGGAGCAUCAGUUCUGGCGCAGCAGAAGCAGCCAUCCUCGCCCAGGCUUUGCUCGGCCUCCUCUCCAUCUCUCUGCGUCGGCCUCUCCUGCCUGCUGCUCGGUCCCAAGCUCCCUGUGCGCGCGGUACUCUUCCUUCCCAUGUUACUGCGCGCUCUACCUUUCUUCCCAUCUCCCUGCGCUCGCCGCGGCUCCCUGCUGCACUGCAGCUCGCCGCGCGGCUCUCAUGGCGUGCUCCUCUCUGCCGAGCGGCUCUUCCCCACGAUGCCGUCGAAUCCCGUCUUCCUCUGCUCGCGCGGGCCGCGCCCCUGCUUCCCCUCCCUAGCCGAGCUCGCCGGCCGGCCGCUCGCCCCUGUGCCUUCGCUCAGCUCGCCAUGGAGGUUGUCCGCCAUGGUACUCUGCAUCCCGAGCUCCCGUGCUCGCGCGGCUUCCUGCUCGUCGGUUCUUAGACUGAAGCUCGCCCGGCGCGCCCAUCUCUCUGUCUCCCCAACGCUCGCCAUCGUCUCCUGUCUGGUCGCGCCCUGCUCCGCCGUCGUGUUCUAGCCGCGCGUGCUCUGGUGGCCGUCGUGCUGAUCGCCGGCUGAAACCCCUUUAGUGCCUGACACUGCAUCUCCCUGGUGUUCGCCUCUGUUUUCCCCUGGCGCCGAGCCCCUCCAUCCUGUCCUAGCAGCAAAAGCCCAGCCACUGCGCAAGCUACCUGCUCGAUAGAAUGUUCAGCCGCUCGUCAGAUCUGCGCAGUCCCUGCACGAUGUCGCAAAAUCCGCUCGUUGUCGAUGCCGCGCUUCGUGCAUCGUGUGUUCGACGAAAAUCUCCAGCAUGUGGACAGCACACGCGUGAGCCGAGUUUGGUUUGGCCAGUUGUUCGGUUUGCGAUUUACUCUUCCUGCGAUUAUAGUACUCUGAUGGACCCUGUUUUGCUCUCGACCUCUCAGCACGUGGGUUACAGCAUCAGGUACAAUCCAGUGGUAAGAAUUCGUCAUGACGUUGUGUGGCUAGGAGAUGGGAGGUAGGUCAGUGUUGAGCACCAAAAUGAGGUGCGGACGGUCCGGCCCUGAGGCCGGACGGUCCGCGGUCCGGACGGUC
Zea mays is the source of this 1434-nucleotide messenger RNA. RefSeq lists its product as uncharacterized. Bases 494 to 895 code for a protein of 133 amino acids. NCBI's taxonomy places the organism in Eukaryota, Viridiplantae, Streptophyta, Magnoliopsida, Poales, Poaceae. The transcript has a single exon. The record is from RefSeq and is a predicted model, not a curated record.